CGGCGUACGAGGCGGUGACAAUGGGAGCGGCGCGGGCGGCGUCGGGAGGCAGCUGACAGGCGUCUGCGGCUUCGCUUCAUGGCCGCCCUCCCGCCCCGCCUGGGCUCUGUGGGGAGUAGGGGAGCCCGCGGCGGCCCGGAGCCAGAGCUGGCGAGCCGACCGGGGACCUGUGCGCGGCGCCGCUGAGGCGCAGCAUGUGAAGAGGAGACGGCUUCCAGUGCGAGGCGAGCCUCUCAGCCGGCCGGGAUGGCUACGACGGCCGAGCUCUUCGAGGAGCCUUUUGUGGCAGAUGAGUAUAUUGAACGACUUGUGUGGAGAACCCCAGGAGGAGGCUCUAGAGGGGGUCCUGAAGCUUUUGAUCCCAAAAGGUUAUUAGAAGAAUUUGUAAAUCAUAUUCAGGAACUACAGAUAAUGGAUGAAAGGAUUCAAAGGAAAGUAGAGAAACUAGAGCAACAGUGUCAGAAAGAAGCCAAGGAAUUUGCCAAGAAGGUACAAGAGCUCCAGAAAAGCAAUCAGGUUGCCUUCCAACAUUUCCAAGAACUAGAUGAGCACAUCAGCUACGUAGCAACCAAGGUCUGUCACCUUGGAGACCAGUUGGAAGGGGUAAACACACCUAGACAGCGGGCAGUAGAGGCUCAGAAAUUGAUGAAAUACUUUAAUGAGUUUCUAGAUGGAGAAUUGAAAUCUGACGUUUUUACAAAUUCUGAAAAGAUAAAGGAGGCAGCAGACAUCAUUCAGAAGUUGCACCUAAUUGCCCAGGAGUUACCUUUUGACAGGUUUUCAGAAGUAAAAUCCAAAAUUGCAAGUAAAUAUCAUGAUUUAGAAUGCCAACUGAUUCAGGAGUUUACUAGUGCUCAAAGAAGAGGUGAAAUCUCCAGAAUGAGAGAAGUAGCAGCAGUUUUGCUUCAUUUUAAGGGUUAUUCCCAUUGUGUUGAUGUUUAUAUAAAGCAGUGCCAGGAGGGUGCUUAUUUGAGAAAUGAUAUAUUUGAAGAUGCAGCGAUACUUUGCCAACGAGUGAACAAACAAGUUGGAGAUAUCUUUAGUAAUCCAGAAACAGUAUUGGCUAAACUUAUUCAAAAUGUAUUUGAAGUCAAACUACAGAGUUUUGUGAAAGACCAGUUAGAAGAAUGUAGGAAGUCUGAUGCAGAGCAGUAUCUCAAAAAUCUCUAUGAUUUAUAUACAAGAACCACAAACCUUUCCAGCAAGUUGAUGGAGUUUAACUUAGGUACUGAUAAACAGACUUUCUUGUCAAAGCUUAUCAAAUCCAUUUUCAUUUCCUAUUUGGAGAACUAUAUUGAGGUGGAGACUGGAUAUUUGAAAAGCAGAAGUGCUAUGAUCCUACAGCGCUAUUAUGACUCAAAAAACCAUCAAAAGAGAUCCAUUGGCACAGGAGGUAUUCAGGAUUUGAAAGAGAGAAUUAGACAACGUACCAACUUACCACUGGGGCCAAGUAUCGAUACUCAUGGGGAAACUUUCCUAUCUCAAGAAGUGGUGGUUAAUCUUUUACAAGAAACCAAACAAGCCUUUGAAAGAUGUCAUAGGCUCUCUGAUCCUUCUGAUUUACCAAGGAAUGCCUUUAGAAUUUUUACCAUUCUUGUGGAAUUUUUAUGUAUUGAGCAUAUUGAUUAUGCUUUGGAAACAGGACUUGCUGGAAUUCCUUCUUCAGAUUCUAGGAAUGCAAAUCUCUAUUUUUUGGAUGUUGUGCAACAGGCCAAUACUAUUUUUCAUCUUUUUGACAAGCAGUUUAAUGAUCACCUUAUGCCACUAAUAAGCUCUUCUCCCAAGUUAUCUGAAUGCCUUCAGAAGAAAAAAGAAAUAAUUGAACAAAUGGAGAUGAAAUUGGAUACUGGCAUUGAUAGGACGUUAAAUUGUAUGAUUGGACAGAUGAAGCAUAUCUUGGCUGCAGAACAAAAGAAAACAGAUUUUAAGCCAGAGGAUGAAAACAAUGUUUUGAUUCAGUAUACUAAUGCCUGUGUUAAAGUCUGUGCUUAUGUAAGAAAGCAAGUGGAAAAGAUUAAAAAUUCCAUGGAUGGGAAGAAUGUGGAUACAGUUUUGAUGGAACUUGGAGUACGUUUUCAUCGACUUAUUUAUGAGCAUCUUCAACAAUAUUCCUACAGUUGUAUGGGUGGCAUGUUAGCAAUUUGUGAUGUAGCUGAAUAUAGGAAGUGUGCCAAAGACUUCAAGAUUCCACUGGUAUUACAGCUUUUUGAUACUCUGCAUGCACUUUGCAAUCUUCUGGUAGUUGCCCCAGAUAAUUUAAAGCAAGUCUGCUCAGGCGAACAACUUGCUAAUCUGGACAAGAACAUUCUUCACUCCUUUGUACAACUUCGUGCUGACUAUAGAUCUGCCCGUCUUGCUCGACAUUUCAGCUGAGGUUGAAUUUACAAGGGAAAUGUGUUGUACUUUAGCAGGCCUUGGUUGAUGGAAAGCACAGGAGAUUUCUUAAUGUGACACAGCCAACAUUUUAUGGAAAAAUGACUGGAGAAACAGCAGCCAUACUUACCCUUGAGAUUUUAUUUGAAAUUUGGACACUACUAGCCAUAUUUUGCUUUUUCCCCUUAAGUUGAAUUUUAAUUCCAUUCUUGAACUUACAAAUUUCAAAUUCUAAAUUUCAAAUUCUGUGAACCUACAUGUCACUGUUUUCAUCCUGGAAAAUGUUGGUGUCAGAAGACAAACGAGAUGUUAUCAGUGUUCCAGUUGACAUUCUUUAACAUAUUCUGUUGGAAAAUUUCACCGUCCUAUUUUGCAUUAAUGGUAAAAUCCAGCAAAACUGCAUUUAUUAUUUACCAAUUUUUAAUGACCUUUUCAGCACUUGAUAAUUGUUAAACAAGUUAUUUUAGGUUUUCCUAGAGAACUUUUGCCUCUUUCAAAAGGUUAAUAAUUGAGCAUAAUUUCUGUAGUUAAUUGGAUUUUUUCCUGAGGUACAACAAUAAUUUCCAAGAAAAAUGUUAUAAACUAAAUGAUGAAAUGUUUCAUGUAGAUAUUAGGAGUGGAUCAAAAUACAUCUGCUUUCUGGGUAAAAAAACUUAAAAGUUUACUAUUUCUUAUUUCGUAAACAGAUUUUAAGCCAAUGCUAGCAAGAAAUUAAUAAGUCUACCUUAUUUUAUAUUUCACUUAAGAUAAGGUGGAGGACCUUAACUAAAGGACCACAUUUAUUCAUUAUUUUAAUAUUAUAAGGGAAGUAAAAUGAGGUUUAGUCUAAACGAUGAAUAUGAGAAAUAUUGACAGUGUUUAGCAACAAUGCAGUCCUUUAAGCUUUCUUUCUUAAUGCUAAACUGGAAUAAGAUGGGAUGGCUAAACAUAAGUAAUACAUUUUAAGGGGAAUCAGGAAUUGAUAGAUAGCAUUAUAUAUUCUAAGUCUGGAGAUGAGCUUUGUAAAAACUGGUUGCUUUGCAAAUCUAUAGUUUCUGUCAUUAUCUUUUUCAAGGCAUUUCUGAAGCAGUUCUUACUGAUUGGAGUUAAUUGAAUUGGCUUAAUAUGGUGACAUAAUAAAUCACUUAUAAAAUUUUAAACAUCAAGUGGAAAUUUAGAAAGGCAAUAUAUUACUCUACAGUUUCUAUAAACUUGCUCUGCGAGAAUUCAUUCUUAUCUAUAUGUAAUGUUUCAGCUUCCUUUGUGGUGUUUAUAAUCUUCUAGGAACAGAUAAACUUUAACGUUCAGCUCAUUCUUGGCAUUUUUUUUCCUUUAAUGUAGUCUUGUAGCCUUUCUGGCCUAAUUUUGGCAAACUACUUUUAAGACUAUGUUUCUGAAUGGUCAUCAAUUUUACCAAAAUUUCCAAGUCCAGCGCUAGCUACUGUUUAAAUUACUAUUGACAGAAUAUUCUUCAUUUUCUCUUUAGCCCAGUUGUUACCAAGGUAAGGAAGAGAAACGAAGUAUGCCAACUUUUAUCAAAGCAUUUUAGUAAAUCGUGGCAGUUUUAGAAGGCUGUCUAGUUUUCUAUUCCUUAGCCAAGGGAAGCCAGAACAGAUUUUGGAUACUAGAGAAAGUCAUAUGCUUGUACUAUUGCCAUUUUAGAAAGCUCUGAUGUGAAUUCAAAUUAUACCUCUGUUACUGAAAGCCAACAGUUUUAAAGCAGUAGUUUUACUGGCCAUUUGAACUCUUUGUACACAGUGUCAAUUUGUAAAAAAAAAAAAAAAAAAAAAAGAAAAAAAAUCUUAAAUAAAACAUGAGAGAACAUUUUAAGACUUCCAAAUCAGAGAAGUGCUUCAAAUUAUUUUGUUUGGACUAAUUUUUAAAAUGUAAAGCAUAUACAUGUUGCUUAGAUAUUUUGUUAAUUAUUAUUUCCAUGCUUGAGUUUUGUGCAAUAUUUUCCAUUAUGUCCAUUGACCAAGGCAGUGACAAAGAAAACUCUUAAGUGAAUACUUAACUUAGAAGUGUUAACAUUAAUGUUUAAUAAACAAAUUCCCUGCAA
This is a messenger RNA of Callorhinus ursinus (northern fur seal), 4411 nucleotides long. RefSeq names its product exocyst complex component 5 (gene EXOC5). The record is from RefSeq and is a predicted model, not a curated record. Gene Ontology annotation, cellular component: cytoplasm; exocyst. Gene Ontology annotation, biological process: exocytosis; Golgi to plasma membrane transport. Lineage: Eukaryota; Metazoa; Chordata; Mammalia; Carnivora; Otariidae.